AUGGAGUCUGUGCCUCUCCUCCUGCUGUCACUUUUGCUGGUGGCCAUCUCCCCAGGAGGUGGAAGCCCCCAGCUGGAAUGGAUGCAAAACCCUCCUACACCCUCAGGGACCUCAGCAUCCUUCUGGGUGCGUCUAAGACCAGAGUUGGAGGCGGUGCCGCCGGGGGGCUCCGUGUGGCUUAACUGUAGCCACAGCUGCCCUCUGCCGGUGAGUGCCAACCUCCUCACACAGCUGAGGCAGGGAAAGAUGCUCAAUGGCUCUGGUUGGGCAUCUUAUCAACUACUGAAUGUAAGGGCCUGGAGUUCCAAGGUGCGCUGCGUCGUCACCUGUGCUGGAGAAACACGUGAGGCCACCGCCAGGAUCACCACUUACAAACGGCCGCAAAGUGUGAUCAUGGAACCUCCUGUCCUAGUGGGCCACAAGUAUACUCUGCGCUGCUAUGUGACACACGUGUUCCCUGUGGGCUUCUUGGUGGUGAGCCUGAGGCGAGGUGGCCGAGUAGUUUAUUUUGAAAGUCUGGAGCGCUUCACUGGUUUGGAUCUGGCUAAUGUCACUUUGACCUAUGUGAUUCGAGCUGGGCCCAAUGACCUCUGGCAACCUCUGACCUGCCAUGCGCGCCUUAAUCUGGACGGCCUGGUGGUGCGAAGCAGCUCAGCCCCAGUUAUAUUGACAGUCCAUGCUCUGAGUCCGGCAUCCAAAGCCUUGGCUUCUGCCUCCAUUGCUGCACUGGUGGGCAUCCUCCUGGCCAUAGGGGUUACCUACAUCCGAAAGUACCUGCUGAUGCAUUCCCGGUUGUAG
Nannospalax galili (Upper Galilee mountains blind mole rat) is the source of this 798-nucleotide messenger RNA. RefSeq names its product intercellular adhesion molecule 4 (Landsteiner-Wiener blood group) (gene Icam4). The transcript has 3 exons. NCBI's taxonomy places the organism in Eukaryota, Metazoa, Chordata, Mammalia, Rodentia, Spalacidae. Gene Ontology annotation, cellular component: membrane. The record is from RefSeq and is a predicted model, not a curated record. The coding region runs from base 1 to 798 and encodes 265 amino acids. Gene Ontology annotation, molecular function: integrin binding. Gene Ontology annotation, biological process: cell-cell adhesion.